CUCCCUGCUUCGUAAUAUUUUUUUUUCUCCAAUGUCUGCUGAACCAGUACAAGCCAGACGGCGAUUCGUCGGCAGAAAGGAUGGACCUACGGACAAAUUUCAGGGUGCAGUUUCCAAAAAGCCUCUGAGAAGAGCUGUGAACCAGAUUCCCUCUGAUAUUCUUCAAGACGAGGAGCUUAAUGCUGCGAUCCAGCUUUUACCGAAAAACUACAACUUUGAGAUUCACAAAACCGUGUGGAACAUUCGCAAAAACAACAGCAAGCGAGUUGCAGUACAAAUGCCCGAGGGCCUACUUAUAUAUGCCUGCAUUGUUUCCGAUAUUCUCGAGCAAUUCUGUCAAGUUGAAACAGUGGUGAUGGGUGACGUUACCUAUGGUGCAUGCUGUAUAGACGAUUUCACGGCUGUCGCUUUGGACUGCGACAUGCUCAUUCAUUAUGCCCACUCGUGCCUUGUUCCUAUCGACGUUACCAAAAUCAAGGUGCUUUACGUGUUUGUUACUAUUGAGAUCGACAAAGAACAUCUGAUCAAUACAAUAGUGCAUCAUUUAGGAGACAAAAAAAUCGCUCUUGUGAGCACCAUCCAGUUCAAUCCUACACUUCAUCAGAUCACGGAACCCCUAGCUCAGCGAGGGGUCUCGGCGAUCUCGCCUCAAGCCAUGCCUUUGUCUAAGGGUGAGGUUUUAGGCUGUACAUCGGCACAUCUUGACCAGUCUGUUGACGCUAUUGUUUACAUUGGUGAUGGUCGCUUCCAUCUAGAGAGCGCCAUGAUACACAAUCCCGAAAUCCCAGCCUACAAAUACGACCCGUAUAAUCGUGAGUUCACGCUGGAGGAAUAUGGACACGAGGAAAUGCGUUCAGUGCGAAGACAAGCGAUAAUUGAGGCAAAACAUGCCAAAAAAGUCGGAUUGAUUCUCGGAACGCUUGGGAGACAAGGAAACCCGUUGACUCUCCAGCGCCUGCAGAAUCAGUUCGCCAAGGCCAAGAUCGAAACAGUUAUGCUCAUGCUUUCGGAGAUCUUUCCUCAGCGCUUGGCACAGUUUCCAGAUAUAGACUGUUGGGUUCAGGUGGCCUGUCCUCGCUUGAGUAUCGACUGGGGGUAUGCUUUCCCCAAGCCUCUUUUAACGCCCUACGAAGCAAUGGUAGCUUUGGACCAAGUUCUGUGGAUGCCAAAUGGAACAUAUCCUAUGGACUACUACUCCACUAAGGGGUGGGGUCGUGGACACAAUCCUUGGCCGAGCAAAGACAAUGAUUUCAGUGGAUGCUGCGGAAAAGAGACCUGCGAAGGGUCGUGCAAAAAAACGUAA
Messenger RNA from Wickerhamiella sorbophila, 1303 nucleotides. RefSeq names its product Diphthamide biosynthesis protein 1. Gene Ontology annotation, biological process: protein histidyl modification to diphthamide. The transcript has a single exon. The record is from RefSeq and is a predicted model, not a curated record. Gene Ontology annotation, molecular function: 2-(3-amino-3-carboxypropyl)histidine synthase activity. Lineage: Eukaryota; Fungi; Ascomycota; Dipodascomycetes; Dipodascales; Trichomonascaceae. Bases 32 to 1303 code for a protein of 423 amino acids.